CCCAUUUAAUUUUGUACCAUGGUUCGCCAUCGGGAACCCCUAUAAAACCGAUGAUCGGCCAUUUGAGUUUGAUCAUACUAACACAUUCGUCAAGCAAACUUGUGAAACAUUCUAAAUAUUUAGUUCAUCAAUGGAAGGUUCAUUUUCUUUGCGUAGUUUAGUGAUUCUAGCAUCAAUAAUGGUGAUCAUAGCAUUUGUCAUUGUUCCUCUUAAAGUGGAGGCUCGAGCUUUCUUUGUUUUUGGGGAUUCGCUAGUAGACAACGGCAACAAUGACUUCUUAGUCACUACUGCUAGAGCCGACUCGCCACCAUAUGGCAUUGACUAUCCCACACAUCGUCCCACUGGUCGCUUCUCUAAUGGCCUCAACAUUCCAGACAUUCUCAGUGAACGUAUGGGACUGGUAUCUCCAUUGCCAUACCUAAGUCCGUUGCUAAAGGGAAAGAAGCUUUUACAUGGUGCUAACUUUGCUUCUGCAGGAAUUGGAAUCCUCAAUGACACUGGGGUUCAAUUUUUAAAUAUAAUACGGAUAUGGACUCAGUUAGAGUAUUUCGAGCAAUACCAGACCCGACUAGCUGACGUCAUUGGACAUGAUCAAGUUAAUAAAGUAGUCACGGAUGGGGUGGUGCUUAUAUCACUUGGUGGAAACGACUUCGUUAACAAUUACUACUUGGUUCCUUACUCCGCUAGAUCUCGUCAAUUUGCUUUACCAGAUUACGUUCGCUACGUUAUUUCUGAAUAUCGAAACGUUCUUUCGAGAAUGUACGAUCUUGGAGCUAGAAGGGUAUUGGUGAUGGGGACAGGGCCGAUGGGUUGCGUGCCAGCGGAGUUAGCUCAACGUAGUAGAACAGGGGAAUGCUCUGUAGAGUUGCAACGAGCAGCUGACUUGUACAACCCUCAACUUAACGAUAUGUUGAGAAGCCUCAAUGACGAAAAGGGCGGACAAAUUUUCGUGGCCGCUAAUACGAUGAGAAUGCACAUGGAUUUCAUAUCAAAUCCUCAAGCUUACGGGUUUGUAACAUCAAAAGUAGCAUGUUGUGGACAAGGUCCAUACAAUGGAAUAGGAUUAUGCACACCAAUGUCAAAUUUGUGCCCAAACAGAGACAUCUAUGCAUUUUGGGAUCCUUUCCAUCCAUCAGAAAGGGCCAAUAGAAUCAUUGUGCAGCAAAUGAUGGGUGGUAGUCCAGACUACAUGACUCCAAUGAACAUUAGCACCAUCUUAGCCAUGGAUUCCAAGGCUUGAUCAAUCUACCUCGAUCAUUUAUAUAUAGCUACUAGCGCACUUUUCCGUAUGUAAGAUCUCAUGUAUUUAGCUUAAUUUGUUUGGUAGUGGUCAUUUCGUAGGUGUUGUAUUCCUUAUAUUAAGUUUGAAGCCAAGUGUCGUAUGUAUUUCAUGUUUAAAUUUGUUUGAACUAUUGUUAAGGAGUGAGGGUUUGAGUUAAUAAUUGGAAGGUUACCAAGUU
Molecule: messenger RNA, 1460 nt
Organism: Erigeron canadensis
Lineage: Eukaryota; Viridiplantae; Streptophyta; Magnoliopsida; Asterales; Asteraceae
Product: GDSL esterase/lipase At5g33370-like
Exons: 5
Coding region: 131-1240 (369 amino acids)
Molecular function (GO): hydrolase activity, acting on ester bonds
Source: RefSeq, a predicted model, not a curated record